This is a messenger RNA of Amyelois transitella, 2799 nucleotides long. It is a transcript of the gene Pms2, whose product is annotated as mismatch repair endonuclease PMS2. Gene Ontology annotation, biological process: mismatch repair. The transcript has 8 exons. NCBI's taxonomy places the organism in Eukaryota, Metazoa, Arthropoda, Insecta, Lepidoptera, Pyralidae. The record is from RefSeq and is a predicted model, not a curated record. Gene Ontology annotation, molecular function: ATP-dependent DNA damage sensor activity; ATP binding; ATP hydrolysis activity. Bases 118 to 2721 code for a protein of 867 amino acids. Gene Ontology annotation, cellular component: MutLalpha complex.
UUGACGUUAUAAAUAAAUCAUAAUGCGAAAAAAUCAUCAAAAAUCAACAGUAAACAAACAAAACAUUUUAUUUAAUUGGUUUUCACUUUUCACUACAUAUGUACUACUUCAAUUAUUAUGGAUGGUAAUAAUCAAAACAACUGGGAUGUUCAUUCAAUAAAACGUAUAAAUACAGACACUGUUCACAAAAUAUGCUCGGGACAGGUUGUUCUAAGCCUUGCAGUAGCAGUGAAGGAGCUGGUAGAGAACUCCUUAGAUGCUAAGGCCACAAAUAUAGACAUCAGACUCAAAAAUUAUGGUACUGAGCUCAUUGAAGUUUCUGAUAAUGGAUCUGGAGUCACUGAGGAUAAUUUUGCUGCUUUAACACUUAAGUAUCACACCUCUAAGCUAAGUGAUUACUCAGAUCUACUAGGAGUUGCAAGUUUUGGCUUCCGAGGUGAGGCUUUGAGUUCUUUAUGUGAACUCUCGAAUCUUACAAUUACGACUAGGCAUCAGAGUUCCAGCUAUGCAACAAAAAUUGAGUAUGAUAAUAAGGGAAAUAUUGUCAAAAAAACACCAUGUUCUCGACAAAUUGGAACGACAGUUUCAUUAACGAAUUUAUUCUCAUCACUUCCUGUUAGAAAAAAGGAAUUUCAUAAAAAUGCUAAAAGAGAAUUCAAUAAAAUGACACAGUUGCUCUAUGCAUAUUGUUUAAUUUCACUAGGAGUCAAGAUAACUUGCAGUAAUCAAACCAACUCUAAUCCAAAGUCAUUGGUGGUAGCGACUCAAGGAUCCACUUCAUACAAAGACAAUAUAGCCUGUGUAUUUGGAAUUAAACAGCUGCAAAGUAUUCUAGAACUGAAACCAGAACAAGUAACAAAUAUCAAGGAUAAUAUAUUUAGAGGGUUAUCUGGAGAGGUUGAGAAGUCUGAGGAAAGUGUACACAUUGAAGACGUUGAAAUAGAUUUAUCAGAAGAUUCAAAUGAGGCUGAUGAAAUUAAAAAUUCUCAAGAAAGUGUAAGCAGUUCUCAGAAAUCCCUAGGGUAUAAGAAUGUAGUCAACCCAGUGGAAUUCACUGGUUUUAUAUCAUCUUGUGCUCAUGGUAGUGGCAGGUCUUCUACUGAUAGACAAUUUUACUAUGUUAAUUCUAGACCCUGUGAACCAACUAAAGUGGUUAAAUUAAUAAAUGAAGUAUACAGACAGUACAAUCCUAAUCAGUACCCAUUUGUAUUUUUAAAUAUAAAAAUGGACAGAACCACUGUUGAUGUCAAUGUUACUCCAGAUAAAAGAAAAGUGUUUUUGAUCAAAGAAAAAUUGGUACUAGAUACAUUAAAAAACUCUAUACUUAAGUUGUAUGAAAGUAUUCCUAGAACUCUUAAAGUUAACCAGUCCAGUACUCUCUAUACAGAAGGAGAUAGACCAAGUGAUGUCAAAUCGGAGGUGGAUCAGCCUAGAAUAUUUCAAUCAUUUUUGCAAACAUUUAGCAAUAAGUCAAGAAGUGUAUCUGACAUCCCAAAAAAUGAAUCCAUUGAAAAGAAAGUAGAAUUGAAGCGAAAGUCAACAUCAAUGUUACAAUAUGUUUCAUCUAAGACAAUCAAAAGGGAUGAUUAUCAUAGCAGUAAAACUAUAAAUGAAGAAGUUAAAGCUGGGUCAACAGAUGAAUAUGAACCAAAACCAUUAUGCAAUGUUGCAGUCUGGAAUAAUAAUGAUGAAUCCAAAAUACAAUUGAAUAAAAAUGACUUAUUGAAAUCUGAAAACAUAAUUUAUGACAAAAGCAAUAUAAUAUAUUUGGAAAAUGCUGAUACUCUACCUGAUACCCAGAUAAGAAAAGUGAGUGAUGUUAUUAUUGAAAAGGAACAUUCUAUUAGUUGUAGAACAACAAAUCUACCAACCAAGCCUAAUAUUACGAAAGUCCUAAUAUUAGAGAAGUCUCCAAAUAAACUAGAAAAGAAGGUUAUAACAGACAAAGAAUAUCUUGGUAAACAUAGCAGGAAAUCUGUUAACCUGAAGAUAUCAUUAGAAGAAGUUCAGAAUAUGACAAAGAUAUAUAAUCAAAGGGAUCAAACAUCUGUUCCUGAAUCAGUUAAAUUUCGAACUGAAAUAAAUCCUGUUCAUAACAAAAAAUGUGAAGAGGAAUUGAGUAGAGAAAUAUCUAAAGACUCUUUUAGGCAGAUGAAAGUUAUAGGUCAAUUUAAUUUAGGAUUUAUCAUAACACGCUUAGGCGAGGAUUUGUUCAUAAUAGAUCAGCAUGCAACUGAUGAGAUUUAUAAUUUCGAGACUUUACAAAGAACUACAGAGUUGACCAAUCAGAAAUUGGUAAUUCCACAGCAAUUGGAAUUAUCUGGAGUAAAUGAACAAAUUCUCAUGGACAAUUUGGAUGUUUUUAAGAAAAAUGGUUUUACAUUUGAAGUGAAUGAGAAUGCAUUACCCACGAAAAGAGUAAAGCUUCUAACUAUACCUAUGUCAAAAAACUGGAUUUUUGGUAAAGAAGAUAUUGAGGAACUGUUAUUUAUGUUAAGAGAAAACCCAUCAGAAUAUAGCAGACCAAGCAGAGUGAGAGCUAUGUUCGCUUCGAGGGCGUGUCGGAAGUCCGUUAUGAUCGGCACGGCGCUCAGCAAGUCCGACAUGAAGAUUCUUGUCGACCAUAUGGCCGAAAUAGAUAAACCAUGGAAUUGUCCACAUGGCAGACCAACAAUUAGGCACCUAGUAAAUCUUGCUUUGGUACAUUUAAAAGAUACGUAAUUUUAUAAAUAUUAUUUUUCGAUAAUUUUGUGCUGUAUUGUUGCUAAAUCAUGGAUAUUAUACAAUAAAUCAAACAGC